This is a messenger RNA of Colletotrichum orchidophilum, 2406 nucleotides long. Its product is annotated as R3H domain-containing protein. The coding region runs from base 1 to 2406 and encodes 801 amino acids. The transcript has 6 exons. Gene Ontology annotation, biological process: galactose metabolic process. The record is from RefSeq and is a predicted model, not a curated record. Gene Ontology annotation, molecular function: nucleic acid binding. NCBI's taxonomy places the organism in Eukaryota, Fungi, Ascomycota, Sordariomycetes, Glomerellales, Glomerellaceae.
AUGGCUACAGCCCAGAUGUUGUCUGACAUUCCCAAGCCGUCUUUCGCAAAGGUCGCUGCAUCGGCAUCAAAAGUUACCCAACCUGUCACUACCGUGAGACCUGUUGCUGCGCCAGCUCAAGACCGUCCAAAUCAAGCUUCUACUGCCGGCGGUCCCUCUAUACCCGCGUCCGUCACUACAGACGGAGUUGACACCCGCCCAUCCGCGAUCAUGAACACCACGAAAUCUGCACCGACUGCCGCUAAGCGCGAGCCUACCCUACCAAAGAAGCCCGAUGCGACCGACGCCGUGUUGGAUGGAUUGAAGGAUUUGAACAUUGGACAACCGACACCGAGCCUGGUCGUGAAUGGAACAGGCUCUUCCUUUGCUGAACGAUCAAAAUCCAUAACCAAGGAUGGGUCAGACGAUUCCCAGAGAGCUGACUCCAGCUCGGAGCUCGGUACCAAGCCUCCCAGCCUGGACGGAAAGAGUAUCACAUCGGGAACGACCUUUGCGCUCGACGAGAAGGAAUCAUUGCGGCCGGAUGACAGCGCCAGCGUGAAAGCCGCCGCUGCUGAGGAUGACGAUUCCUUCUCAUUCCGAGGGCCGAAUCUACCAAACUCUAGAAUGGGUUCUGAUAUUGCGGCGCGUGCGAGGGGCAUCAUCCAGCUUGGCGACAUGCCAGACCGCCGCCUCGCCCAACCCAUCUCCGGAUCCUUAAGCCAAGGCAUGAUCACACCGCAGAGUGCUUCGUCAGAUCAACCACAGAUGCCCAUUCCUAACGCAUUGUCCGCUAAUCUCCCCGAUUCCGCCAAUCUCUUGAAUACCAUUUACGGACAGGCACCUGAUGAGAAGCUCUUGGAGGCCAUGGCUUCCCCAAAGGAUCGGCUGUUUCUGUUGCGGCUGGAGGCCGAAUUGAUCAAAUUUGUUCAGAAUUCCAAAGACCCAUACAUGGACUUUCCACCUUCGAAUUCCUUUUGUAGGAUGCUCACACACAAGCUGGCCGAUUAUUAUCGGAUGACGCAUCAAUAUGAAGCUCGUGUGGGAUCUGUCCGAAUCUUCAGAACCCCCUACGCCAGAGUACCUGAAUCGCUCGCUAGUAUAGCUGCUCCGGAAACCAAUGCCGAGACGACCCCUCCUCCGCCUGCAGUCUUGCCACGGAAGAUCAUGCGACGUGGGGAGGAUGGGGAAUUCGGGAGCAAUAGCGCUUCUCCAUCUAAGCCCACGUCGGAGACCGGCAGCGACUCUAAGGAUAAGUCUGCCGCGGCAAAUCAGAAGUUGUCGAGAGAACAGCGCGAAGAGGCAUACAAGCAGGCUCGAGAGAGGAUAUUCGGCAACUCUGAGAAGACUGGCGAGUCCACACCUGAUAAUGAGAUUGAAAAUGGUGUUUCACGUGCCAGCUCCGUAUCUGCGAGGGACAAGCCUGGUACCAGCAAACGGGGUAAGACAGGGAAACAGAGACGGGAUGAUUCAGACAGCUUCGACUCCAGGCACAACUACACUCCUUACUGGGGCCCGCAGCAGCAGACUUGGAUGCCGCAACCCCAGUACGUCCCUGUGUCCAAUCAGUAUGGUGCGCCAGUCCAGCAGCCGUAUCCCAAUCAGAUACCCGCAGCCCCUUACAACACUACCCCGACGCAAACAUUUGCUCCUAUGAUGCCCAACACCGGCUACAACGCGGCUUAUCCUAACAUGACACCGUACCCGCCUCCGGCAAACCAGGCCCAGUUUCAACCACCUCCGAAUGCAAGGAGCUACGUUGGUCCAGGCCCUACUCCUCCACAACAAGGUUGGCAACCAGGGUUCGGACCGGCACCGAUGCCGAUGACUCCGCCUUCCGCGGCCAACGCAACCGCUUACACGCCUCGGGGCAUGUCGGCGCCGCCCAGUCAAAGCACGGUUCCGUACAUGUAUGGGCAGUUACCGACCAAUAUAAAUCCCAACGACCCCAAGAGCCAGCAUCCCAUUCCCGGCAGUUACAAUCGCCACGCCUUCAAUCCCAAGACGCAGUCAUUCGUUCCUGGAGGUGGCAUGUCUCCAAUGCAGCCACCACAGCCGCCUUUCAGUGCGCCUGGAUCUCACCAUGGUAGCCCCCAGAUCGGCUCACCUCACUUGGCAUACGCCGGCUACCAACAGCAAGGACCACCAGCACCUUACGGUUAUGCCAUGGCGAGGCAAGGAUCGAACAACUCGAUUCCUUCAUACCACCCGCCACCGCCUCAGCACCCCCAUCACCUGAAUCCUAUGCCUCAAGCACCGGUUCACCACAUCCCCCAACCCCCCCCUCAACAUAUUUCCCAAAACCCUUCCCCCCUUAUUCCCAAUAAACCCGCCAUUCCUCAGGGUCCGGCCGGACAGACGUUCAGCCACCUGCCACACUACGGCAACCCUGCUACUUUGCCGCAAAAGCCAAACAUGGGUAUUUAG